CCGCGACCCAACAUCCUGUCACUCCUCCACUUGCGUCCAAGGCCCCACGACCACGUCAACAGUACUCCGCAAUGCUGAACCACAAGAAGCUCUCGACCUUAGCGACGCAAGUGCGCACGGCCAAGACGCAUUCUCCGCGCGUGGCGUCGCCUCCAUCCGACACCAAACGAUCGCCCACCUAUUCGUCUACAGAUCCGCACCUCCGUCAUCGUCCCGAAGAGCUCGAACGACUGACCACAGAGCUGCGCGACCAAGUGGCCGAUACGCGCCCGGAGCUGCUGCCUCUUUUGAAGUCGUUACCGACACCAAUUCGGCCCUGGAACCUUCAAAAACCUUCCGAGGCCGUGGCACUGAGUGCGCUGCUACAAGACCGACUGUUGUGUCUGCCUGAACUUAACCGCAACUCGCCGUGCUACAGUGCACGCGACUUGGUGCUGCUGUACACGAAGCUCAAAUACCUCGAGACUUUUUCUCAAUCCGAGCUGGCAGAAUACGCCAAUGCAGUGGCCUCCUCUGCGUCGCCUCUUGAAGCCGCGGCUGUGGUUCGAACCCGACAGGAAGAAGUGCGCGUCGUACGUCAAUUGGCCACUGUGGGAAACACCACCGAGCUGUUCUCAAGACUCGCCACCCUACUGCACAUUCCGUGCCACGGCGAUGCGUGGAAUGAGAUUGUUAAGUUCGCAGCCAACGCACUGCCCUUUGCCGAGCAGACUGAGUCACUGCUGGUACGCGGUUCGGACGACAGAUCUGCGCUUUGUCCUCUCACUAAAACGAACAAUUACAACGCGUCCACGAUCCCAUUGGCCACGGAUGUGGCACGUGGGAGCUGCACCUGUUCCAGUAUCACGCUUCAAGCCUUUGAACGCUGCGAAAAACUGCGUCAGGAGUUGCUGCUGAACUCGUUGUCCAUCAACCCCAAUGCCAAGAGUUCCAGUGUGCUGUUUAACACGAAAAUGCGUGCAAUUCGAGCACGGGUAGCCUCCUGUCUUGACGUAUCGGAUCUGGUUGGUGACAAUCAGCUGAGGAUUCUGUUGUCGCCUUCGGGAACGGAUGCAGAGCUGUUGGCUACGGUUGCAGGACUCGCUAGACUGUACUCAGGAUUGGGAGAGGAGGAGAACUUACCUGGUGGUGUCGGACCGGAACAGUGCAAAGUGACCAGUAUCAUCACGGCUGGAAGCGAGAUUGGUCGCGGCUCGAAAAUUGCUUCCGGCGGCAAACACUUCAGCAAUUUAACGCCUAGCGGAGAGGCUGGUACAGCUGGACAGCCGCUACGAAAGUUCCCAAUUGACCUCGUGGAUGUGGUGACCAUACCGGCAAGAGAUGAUAACGGCGAUAUUAACCUUAUCGACGAUGACGUUCGCGAACUGGUGCAUGAGCGACUGGAUCGCGGUGGAGGUGUGGUCUUACUGCACGUGGUCGUCGGAACGAAGACGGGCUAUGCCUGUCCUUCGAUGCCCAUGGUGGACGCUUUAGCAGUGCAGUAUCCGAAUCGACUGCUGGUGGUUGUGGACGCUUGUCAGAUGCGCGUUGAUAGAUCGUUGUACCGUGAAUGGGCUACGAAGUGUUAUGUGGUGCUCACUACGGGCUCCAAGUUCUUCGGAGGCUCUCCAUUCUGCGGUGCUGUGCUUAUGCCCAUGCGUUGUGUGUAUGAACUGGAAGCCGCGGCGGUCGAACGUCACUCUGAAGUGGCAAUUCCUCUCGGACUAGAAGAUUAUUUCUCCAAGUACGAUAUGCCGGAGGGAAUGCGUAACAUUCGUGCGAGACUGGGGACGAAUAUGAACGCCGGGCUACUACUGCGAUGGGAAACUGCACUUGUCAACAUGGAACCAUACUGCCGUAUCCCUCCUGCAGACAUCGCAGCUAUCUGUAAGCUGUACAUGAGUGCAUGCAGAACGAAGAUACAGUCUUUGUGGGGGCAUAUGGCAGAGCUGCUGGCUCCGCCAGAGCCAAUUGAGAAUGACGGUACAAGCACAGUGACGCCUAUAGACACCAUUGUAUCGUUCAAAGUGCGUGAUGAGAAUGGCGUGUUCCUCGACAUGGCAGCUCUCAAGGCACUGCAUACUCUGCUUUCCAAGGACCUGUCGGGUGCCUUACCGGACGAUGCGUUGGCCAAGAAGCGUUGUCUGUUAGGUCAGCCUGUAUCGCUCGGCAAAAGUGGAGCUGUGAUUCGAAUCGCUAUGGGUGCAGACAUGGUGAACGACGUGUAUCUCCGAGGCAAAGGUGAAAGCGACUUUGCGGCAGCCAUAGAGCCUCUUUCCCAAGAUGAUGACGACAUCCUGAACAAGAUCGCACUGGUUCUUCGUCACUGGGAACUUCUUCACCACAAGUACAUCGAGGAGUGCGUCGAGACGACUCCACUAGAACCUCUUAAUCCGCUCAGCGACUGGGACUUCAGUGUCAAAGAUGCCCAAGUUGCACGUGUGGUACAGCACAUGGUUGAGGAGCGUGUACUGGUAAAUGAAGACCAACCAGAGGACGAGACCAAGCUGGCUGUCGUGUACGAUCUGGACGCCAUUGAUAUGGCAUUCCAGGCACUGUUGACCUCAUUCCCUGUGCACUUUGAGCACCGUUUUGCAAUGAAAUCUUGUCCGCUGUCGUUCUUCAUCAAGCGAGCGAUUGAAAACGACGUCGGUCUCGAAUGUGCGUCCAUUGUGGAAGUCAAGCACGCUUUGCGACUCGGUUGUCCACCUCACCGUAUUGUGUUCGACAGUCCGUGUAAAACCCGACGUGAUCUGCAGUUCGCUAUCAACGCUGGAGUGGAAGUCAAUGCUGACAACUUUGACGAACUCGACAUCAUUCGAGAACAUGCUGAGGCCAUUUUCCAGUCCAGUUUUCCGGAGUGUACCCCUCGCUAUGCCGGUAAUUUACCUCGGAUUGGACUGCGUAUUAACCCGCUGCUUGGAGCAGGCACCAAUUCUUGCCUCAGUGUGUCCACCGUGCAGUCCAAGUUCGGUGUGCCACUCACGCCUGAGAACCGCGCAAGGAUCAUCGCCUUCUUCUGUGCGAACCCGUGGAUGACAGGCUUGCACGCUCACGUUGGCUCUCAAGGGUGUUCGCUUGAGAUGUUGUCACAAGGUGCUGUUGUAUUGAGCGAAUUGGCGAACGAAAUCGAUGCAGCUGCGGGCACGAGUCGAAUCAAGGUGCUUAACAUCGGUGGUGGAUUGUCAACAAAUUUCGAAAACGAGGAUGUGUCUCCGACUUUUGCUGAGUACGUGGAGGUUCUUCGUCGUGAAGCUCCGCAAUUGUUUGAGCGUACGGGUCGCACCAUUUUGACGGAGUUUGGAAGCAGUGUCAGCUCGAAGACAGGCUGGGUCGUUAGUGAGGUGGAGUACGUCAAGACUCAUCCUCGUGUUGAUGGCGACGACCUCACUCAGACCGCCAUUAUCCACGCUGGCUCUGAUCUCUUCCUACGCGCGUGCUACCGUCCUGAACUCUUUGCUCGUCGAAUGUCGGUCUACAAUUCUGCUGGUUUAAUUUCUACGGCCCCGAUGUCAGUACAGAACGUGGUAGGACCGCUUUGCUUCGGCGGGGAUAUGGUUGGUCGACGUGUGGAGUUGCCUACCAUUUCUCGUGGCGAUUUCGUCGUCGUGCACGACACUGGAGCCAACACGAUGUCGAUGUUCAGCCGUCACUGUAGUCGUCCUGCACCUGCAGUCUUCGGCUACCGCGCGAGCGAGGACGAGAUUUCUCUGCAGCUUCUCAAACCAGCGGAAACUCCAGAGCAAGUCAUGAGCUUUUGGGGAUAGGCUAGUCAAGCAAAAGUUUGUAGUUCUGUAGAAAUGUACAUACUGAUUGUGUACAGCAUGAAUGACUUCUUUACUAAAAUCCUGUUACCACCCAGUUCAUGUCUGUGGUUUUUGAG
Messenger RNA from Phytophthora nicotianae INRA-310, 3862 nucleotides. RefSeq lists its product as hypothetical. Gene Ontology annotation, molecular function: diaminopimelate decarboxylase activity. The record is from RefSeq and is a predicted model, not a curated record. Lineage: Eukaryota; Oomycota; Peronosporomycetes; Peronosporales; Peronosporaceae. The transcript has 2 exons. The coding region runs from base 72 to 3746 and encodes 1224 amino acids.